CUCAUUCGCCCACAUCCUCACUUCCUCCAUCAGGCUUCAAACAGGCUGCAGGUAACGUUAACACAGAUCCAUCUAUUGCUUGUCUUCGUCCUGCUGCUGUUUUCUGUCGUCGCUUCGACUGACGCUGCUCUGAAAGGCUGACCGCUCAUUUUAAACAGGAUGUCUAUAGUGAAUAUUGUUGCCAGGGAGAUCCUGGACUCCAGAGGAAACCCCACUGUGGAAGUGGAUCUUCAUACAGCCAAAGGUCUGUUUAGGGCUGCUGUUCCCAGUGGAGCUUCAACUGGGAUCUACGAGGCUCUGGAGCUCCGAGAUGGAGACAAAACUCGCUACAAGGGCAAAGGUGUGACGAAGGCUGUAGCUCACAUUAAUGAGACUCUCGGACCGGCACUCAUCCAGUCUGGGAUCUCUGUGCUGCAGCAGGACAAACUGGACAACAUGAUGAUUGAAAUGGACGGCACUGACAACAAAUCUAAGUUUGGGGCCAAUUCUAUUCUGGGAGUGUCGCUGGCUGUAUGCAAAGCUGGCGCAGCAGAGAAAGGUGUCCCCCUGUACCGUCACAUCGCUGAUCUGGCAGGAAACAGAGAACUGGUCCUCCCAGUUCCUGCCUUUAAUGUGAUCAACGGCGGCUCUCAUGCUGGGAACAGACUGGCCAUGCAGGAGUUCAUGGUGUUACCUGUGGGGGCGGAGUCUUUCCGUGAUGCCCUACGUGUGGGGGCGGAGCUCUACCAGACCCUGAGGAGUGUCAUCAAGGAGAAGUAUGGUCAGGACGCCACCAACGUGGGAGACGAAGGAGGGUUUGCCCCGAACAUUCAGGAGAACAGUGAAGCCCUGGAGCUCAUUAAGACGGCCAUAGAGAAGGCCGGCUUCACCGAUAAGGUGGUGAUCGGGAUGGAUGUUGCUGCGUCAGAGUUCUUCAGUGAGGGCAAGUAUGACCUGGACUUCAAGUCUCCACCAAACGCUGCCAGAAACAUCAGCGGUGAGGAGCUGGCUGCCAUCUACCAGGGCUUCAUCAACAACUACCCAGUGGUUUCUAUUGAAGAUCCGUUUGACCAGGACGACUGGCCUGCUUGGUCUCAGUUCACGGCCUCAGUGGGGAUCCAGAUUGUUGGAGAUGAUCUGACGGUGACGAACCCUCGCAGGAUACAGCGAGCUGUGGACGACAAGGCCUGCAACUGUCUGCUGCUCAAAGUCAACCAGAUCGGUUCUGUCACCGAGGCCAUUAAAGCGUGUAAGCUGGCUCAGGAGAACGGCUGGGGGGUGAUGGUCAGCCACCGCUCUGGAGAAACAGAGGACACCUUCAUAGCCGACCUGGUGGUUGGUCUCUGCACCGGACAGAUCAAAACCGGAGCUCCGUGCCGAUCUGAGCGUUUGGCCAAAUACAAUCAGCUGAUGAGGAUCGAGGAGGAGUUGGGGGAUCAGGCUCACUUCGCUGGACACAACUUCAGAAACCCGAGUGUCCUCUGAGUGCAUCAGCAUCAUACGUGUCGUGUUUAACAGAAGCAGGUAGAUCCUGACUCACCUUAAAGCAGGGUUGUCAAACUCACUUUAGUUCAGGUUCCACAUCCAGCUCAGUUUGAUCUGCAGUGGACCGGACCAGUAAAAUCACAGCAUAAUAACCUAUAAAUAACCACAACUCUUAAUGUUUCCUUUGUUUUAGUGCAAAAAAGUACAUUCUGAAAAAAUUUAAGUUUAAUAUUUAAGGAAUUAUCUCUUUACAAAACAUGAUGAAUGACCUGAAAUUUCUUGAGAAAAAUACAUUCAGUUUCAACAGCAUUAGGCCUCAGUUUAUAAUUUACACCUUAAAACUUACAGAUCACAGAGUGUCUACAAAGGAACACAACACAGUCACAAGUAUCAGGAACUAAAUGAUAUAGUGUUUUACUUUAUGAUCAAAACGACAAAAAUUAGACAAAAAAAGACAACAAAGAACAAAAACAGGACAUAAUAUUUGAAAAAUGAGACCCAAAAUGACAAAAACGAGACAAAUGACACAAAACAAAACAAAAAUGAGACAAAAAGUUACACAAAUGACACAAAAAAUUUCAACAAAAGAAACAAAACAGCAAAAAUAGACAAAAAACACAAGCGAGACAAAAAAGAAACACAAAACGACAAAAACACAAGACAAACAAUAAAAGUCAGACAGAAAAGACCAAAAAACAACAAAAACAAGACAAAAUAUUGCAAAAAUUAGACCUAAAACGACAAAAGCAAGAAACAAAAUGACAAAAAAUGAGGCAAACAAUACAAAACAAAACAAAAAAGAGACAAAAAAUUUCACAAAAAAUUACAAAAUGACAAGAAAAUGGACAAAUGACACAAACGAGACAAAAAAUGACAAAAGCGUGAAACUAAUGAUAAAAGUCAGACAGAAAAGACCAAAAAACAACAAAAACAAGAAAAAUAUUGGAAAAACAAGACACAAAACAACAAAAUGAGAAACAAAACGGCAAAAACAUGAGACAAAUGACAAAAGUCAGACAAAAAACAACAAAAACAAGACAAAAUGUUACAAAAACGAGACAAAAUGAAAAAAAGAACAAUCUAGUAUUUUACUUUAUGAUCAAAACAACUUGUCAUGGUCUAGAAAUUAUUUUAAAUUUAUAGUUUUACUAAUUUACAAUCUGCAGUUAAUGUCUUCUUCAAGUCGUCCCGCGGGCCGGAUUGGACCCUCUGGUGGGCCGGAUUUGGCCCGCGGGCCGCAUGUUUGACAGCCCUGCCUUAAAGCAUCCAUGAACCAGGGUCACUGCAGCGUAAAGAUCAGUGUGGGAGCUCAGAAAGUGUCCUGAUGUUAGUGUGUCUGUUUGGUCAGUUGUUGUUUCCUCCACAGUUCAGUAAAAACGGUGUGCGUCUGUUCAAGGUGAAGCUCAAUAAAGUGAUGAUGUCACUCA
Amphiprion ocellaris (clown anemonefish) is the source of this 2891-nucleotide messenger RNA. RefSeq names its product gamma-enolase. Bases 160 to 1464 code for a protein of 434 amino acids. Gene Ontology annotation, cellular component: phosphopyruvate hydratase complex. Gene Ontology annotation, biological process: glycolytic process. Gene Ontology annotation, molecular function: phosphopyruvate hydratase activity; magnesium ion binding. The transcript has 13 exons. The record is from RefSeq and is a predicted model, not a curated record. NCBI's taxonomy places the organism in Eukaryota, Metazoa, Chordata, Actinopteri, Pomacentridae.